Rubroshorea leprosula is the source of this 2714-nucleotide messenger RNA. The record is from the annotation of a GenBank genome assembly. NCBI's taxonomy places the organism in Eukaryota, Viridiplantae, Streptophyta, Magnoliopsida, Malvales, Dipterocarpaceae.
CAUAUUUUCUCCCUCGAUUCCAUCUCUGUUUCUUCGAUUAAUCAUCCAAUUGAUCGUGUAUUCGAUUAGAUCUCUCUUUUCUCUUUCGAUUGAUCCCUUUUUCGGCCUUUCCCGUCCUCUUUUCUGGUUUUUAGGGUUAGGGUUUUUCGGGUUAGGGUUUUUCGGGUUCCCCGGUUUGUGAUUUCGAUCUCAGAUCUGUGAUUUCCUGUUCUGGAUUUACCGAUUUUGAUGUCUGGGUUUUCGAUUUUGCUCUUUGAUUCGUUUUGAUUUUUGGAUAUUAUUUCGGCUUUUGAUUUUUGGGUUUCUGAUUCUUUGAUCGAAUUAUUUGUUUAAUAGAUCUGUUAGGUUUUGACGCGCUGCUGGUUGUGAAUUGGGUCAGGUGUAAUUUUGUGGAUUUCCUCUGUAAAUUUAAGAUCUAGGGUUAGGGUUUGUAAAAAAAAUUGGGGGUUUUGUUUAUAUUGUUAAAUUGGGUUGGGGGAAAGUCUUCUUUCAUCCAGUAUAGCUAUCUUAUCCCUUAAUUUCUUGUUGAUUUGAGCUGAACCUUUGCAGUUUAGUGACCUGCUCACCUGUUUUGAAGGAAGACUUUUUCUUGAGUUAACAUGGUACAGAAGCGGCCUUUGGGUGAGGAGGAAACUUUGGAGGUUUCUAACAAGCACCUCAGGCAAGCAAAGCUAGAAUCACCUUCAGACCCAAUUUUUUCAGAAAUUGCUUACCAGAAAUCCAACAUUUCAGGUAUAGGAGAGGACAGAUUCAUUGAUGCUGAUGCCAAUGAAAAGCUUGGACAUGUUGUAGGCAUGGAACAACUGGGUGCCAAGGCCUUUGACUCCAAUGUUAAUGGCUCCCAUUCCAUGUCCUCUUGGGGCACCAGCAGUACCAGUGAAGAGGAUUCUGGGACAGAUGAACCACUUCAUGUACCACUAUUACCAGAAUACUAUAACCCUGAGAGGCCCAUAAGGACAUUAGCUCAUUGGGAAGAUAUCUAUACUCUACUUUUGGAACAUCCUCCACGAAAACAUGUUCCUAUUGGACCAAAUCAUCAAGCUGAUGUUCCGAUGUGGGAUUCACAGGUUACUGAAAAUGCUACUAAUCAUGUCUGUUCAUCUGAAGUUGCUGCUGAUGGAUAUGAGAAAGCUCUGAUGGGAACUUGUAUUGUUCCAAUGCCUGAUUUAGAAUCCUCUUCAUAUGAUGGAGAAAUGGUUGGAAAGGGCAGGACUGAUUGCGGUUGCAAUGACAAGGGUUCUGUAAGAUGUGUCAGGCAGCAUGUUGAUGAAGCAAGAGAAAAACUCAGAAAAUAUAUUGGGCAUGAAAGAUUUGUGGAGCUUGGUUUCUGUGACGUGGGUGAGCUAGUGGCAGAGAAAUGGAGUGAGGAGGAGGAACAGUUAUUUGACAAUAUUGUAUACUCUAAUCCAGUGUCCUUGGGCAGGAAUUUCUGGAACAGCCUUUCUGUGGUCUUCCCUUACCGAACCAAGAAGGAGAUUGUAAGUUAUUAUUUUAAUGUAUUUAUGCUGCGGAAACGGGCUGAGCAGAACAGAUGUGAAUCAAUGAGCAUUGAUAGUGACAAUGAUGAGUGGCAGGGAAGUGAUGAUUCUGGCAACAGUGAAGCUGGGAUGUCUGAUGAAGAUGAGGAUUCUGUUGUUGAAUCACCUAUAUAUGGAGAUGAUUUUAGUUAUCAUCAGAGCCAAGAAAAUGGCUUGCAUGCUUUUGAUGAGAAUGUUGCAGAUGAAACCUGUGAUGAUGACAAAAAUGUAAAUCAUGGCACUGGUGCAGAGAUGACCAAUGUUCCUGAACCUUUUUCAGGAAAGUUGUUCAACAUUUACACUUCUCAUCCUGCAAGUGAGGUCCAAGGGAAGACUUCAUAUGAUGAACAAGGAGAACAAGAGGUUCAAUAUGAUUCGUGCACAUCUUCUGAAAAAGGGGCUGGCUUACUAGAUUCCCAUCUGAACACUGAGAAUGGUGACCAUUGGCCUGGCAGCUUUAAUGGGUUAACCAGUGAUGGCGACCAUGAAUUUGUGUUGGAGCAUUGUGAUCCUAAAGUUUGGGAUGCUGCCUAUCCAACUUGCCAGAGGAAUAAAUUUGACUUCUUACCUACUUGCAGUAUGAUUGAAGAGGUUUUUGGUGAUGAAUCGUGGAACUACAAACCAAGAGAUGGCAAAAGCAUGAGCUAGUUCCUGAGGGAUCAUUGUUUUUUUCCCAGUGAUGAUGGUUUUGGAAAGCACCAGCCAUCAGUUUCACCUUGGUUGGAUGAAUCAGUAGGAAGUUUUCCCUCUUAGAUAGCAGCCAAUGAAAGAAGAGUUCAAUUUUUCCUUUGUACAUUCACAUAUAAUGGAAGCCUGCCCUUCACUGUAAGAUAGAAUUCUCGAAGGUGAUUGGUUUUCAAGUCUUCAGGCACUGGAAUAUAAUAACCUCUUUCACACCCUUCAUAGAAACCAACAAUCCUUUGUAGGUUUUGCUCCCAUGGGUGGAUGAUUGUUAGGAAAGAAAAAUAUAUAUAUAUAUAUAUAUAUAUAUAUGUUGGUUGUUAGGGUCUGGGGUUCUCAUGUAAGUUUUGAACUGCAACUCGCUCUUCUAAAUGCAAAUUUUGGUUAUACCAAUCUUACUGCUCAAUUGUUUCUUACAAUUUUUGCACUGAUCUCACUUUUUUUUUUUUACCCUAGUCUUGAGGGAAUUUGUUCUUUACAAGGGUUUAUGGUUUAGAGUAAAUACUUAUUCCAUGC